Molecule: messenger RNA, 471 nt
Organism: Camellia sinensis
Lineage: Eukaryota; Viridiplantae; Streptophyta; Magnoliopsida; Ericales; Theaceae
Source: RefSeq, a predicted model, not a curated record
AUGACUGCUACACUUAGAAUGCUCGCUUAUGGAGUAGAGGCUGAUUUUGUGGAUGAAUAUGCAAGGAUUGGAGAAAGUACUGCAAUGAAAAGGUUAAAAAAAAUUGUUAAAGCAGUGGUUACAAUUUUUUCUGAUGAGUAUUUGAGAUCACCAAACAAAAAUGACAUUGCUAGAUUGCUAACAAUUGGCCAAAGUCAUGGAUUCCCUGGGAUGUUGGGGAGCAUUGAUUGUAUGCAUUGGAAAUGGAAGAAUUGUCCAACUGCAUGGAAAGGUAUGUAUUCUGGUCAUAUUCAUGAACCUACAAUUAUUUCAGAAGUAGUAGCAUCAUAUGAUCUUUGGAUAUGUCAUGCAUUUUUUGGGUUACCGGGGUCUCAUAAUGACAUCAACGUGUUAGAACGAUCUUCUGUAUUUACCAAGCUUGCUGAAGGGCGUACUCCUUCUGUCAAUUACUCAAUCAAUGGUAAUGAUUAA